Oryzias melastigma (Indian medaka) is the source of this 3277-nucleotide messenger RNA. RefSeq names its product phosphatidylinositol 4,5-bisphosphate 3-kinase catalytic subunit gamma isoform. Gene Ontology annotation, biological process: phosphatidylinositol-3-phosphate biosynthetic process; phosphatidylinositol-mediated signaling; cell migration. The record is from RefSeq and is a predicted model, not a curated record. Bases 41 to 3268 code for a protein of 1075 amino acids. Gene Ontology annotation, cellular component: cytoplasm; plasma membrane; phosphatidylinositol 3-kinase complex, class IA. Gene Ontology annotation, molecular function: 1-phosphatidylinositol-3-kinase activity; 1-phosphatidylinositol-4-phosphate 3-kinase activity. The transcript is spliced from 12 exons. NCBI's taxonomy places the organism in Eukaryota, Metazoa, Chordata, Actinopteri, Beloniformes, Adrianichthyidae.
AACGUCAACUUUCAUAGACAGUCGGGACGGACGAGCAGAUAUGGCGACUUCACGUCUCUCUGAGAACCUGUUGAAAUUCGUCUGUGAGCUCCAGCCUGGACCUGGAACUGAGCAGAUGUCCAAAGAUGACGAGCAGAGUCUCAGUGUGGAUUAUGAUUCUGUGUCAGUCGUCAUUCCUUCACAAUGCAGCGUUCAUCAGCUGCGGCUGCGCAUCUGUGCACAGGCACAAGAACAAAACUGCCUCACAGAUCCAUUUGCCAUACUUGAUCCCAAGAAAUACGCACUGCUGUAUGCCCGAGAAGAUGACUGGUAUGAGGCGUACGAUGACUGUCAGGUUCUCAGGACGCUGGACAUUCCAUGGUCAAAGGAGGACUCUGACUGUCUGUCGGCGUACAUGCUAGUAAAACCUGUACUGGUGGUUGAUACUGAGGAGAUGAGGAGGCAGCAGCAGAGGUUGACUUACCUGGUGGGUCACGACUUGGAGGAAGAAACUACGGACAGACUUGGGGAUCUCACAUUCACUCGCAGGAAGUUGGCAUCUCUAAGAAGACAGGAGCUUAGGAAUCGGGACGAUGUGCAGUACGCCACAGAUCCCUGGGUAACAUCUGCCCCCAUCACUGAUGAGCUUCAGGAAUGGCUCAACAGAAAUCUCCUCGUCACUUUUCACUACAUGAGCAAGAUCAGCUUCAGUGUACAGGUUGAUUUUAAUGCUACACCUGAAGUUCUUCUCCAGAUUUUUGGAAAAGUGAUGGGAAACCAAGGGCUUGAAUAUGACACCAGUGAAGAUCUGGUUUUGAAGGUUACAGGCAGGGAGGAAUUCUUCACUGGAAACCACACCCUCAUGAAUUUCUUGUGGGUUCGUCGAUGUUUGACCACCAACCAGGAUCUGCAUCUGUCUGUGCUGCCUGUGUCACAGCUCGACCCGGAGACCGUCCAGCUUGUGGACUGGCCACUUGUUGAUGGUUUUAGGGGACAGUUCAGCUCACACGAUGACCUCACUCUCCAGGACAAGGAUCUGGAAGACAUCUUCAUGAUAUCUUUGUGGGACUGCAAAAGGAAGUUCAGAGUCAAACUCCUCGGCUUUGACAUCCCAGAAGUGCCAAGCAAAUGCAAUCAGACUGUUUAUGUUGAAGCGUCCUUACUUUACGGUACGAAGUCCAUGUUUUCCGUGUCUUCCUCCACCAAGCCGCUGGCAGAUGAAGUACUGUGGAAUGAGUGGCUAGACUUUGAUAUUGAUCUCAGCGAUCUGCCGCGUGGAGUCAAGCUGAGACUCACCAUCAACACCAGAGACAGUGACACGACGUCAGCAGCCAAAGAGCAGAAGCAGAGCUCAACCAGCAGAACAUCAGAGUCCAUGAAGAUCAAAACCAGCGUCCUGUACUUCGUCAGUCUCUUACUCAUCGAUCACAGAUCUGUGCUGAGCCAGGGUCCCUUCACCCUGCACAUGUGGCCUUAUGUUAACAAGGAGAACGAUCAGACUGACAGGCUGUCCUCUGCAACCAACCCGGACAAGGCAAACUCCAUGGCCAUCAGCAUCCUGCUGGACCGCUACAACUUCCCUGUGGUCCUCCCAAACGCCCCCAGUGACAAAGCCCCUUCCUUCAGUGCUCCUAUCUUUUCCCGAUCACUCUCCAACACAGAUCCCCUCAGUCCUGACGAGACCAUCCCUCAGCUCACCGACAGUCCUACUCUCAGACCUCCAUCUUCAGUUACCAGCUGCAGAAGAAGGUCUUUCAAAAUGGGGAGUGUCGAGUAUUCCUCCAAUCUGCCUCAGUUCCUGCGCAAGGUUGACUGGAUGAGCCGCAAAGCGGUCGAAGACGUCCACUGGCUGCUGGGAAACUGGGAUCCCCUGGAGCUGGACAUACCGGUGGCACUGCAGCUGCUAAGUAUGGAUUUUGCAGAUGAGGUGGUGCGGAGACUUGCAGUGCAGAGACUGGAGGCCCUGUCCAACGAUGACCUGCUCAAGUAUUUGCUGCAGCUGGUGCAGACCUUGAAGGUGGAACCGUUCCAUGACAGCUUUCUGGCUCGGUACCUGAUCCAAAGAGCUCUGAGGAGCAAGAGAAUCGGCCACUUCUUCUUCUGGUUUGUCCGCAGCGAGGUGGUCAGCAGUCUGUACUUCCGGGAGCGGAUGGCUGUGAUUUUGGAGGCUUACCUGCUGGGCUGUGGUGCAGCCAUGAUCAACAGCUUCAUCCAGCAGGUCCAGGCGGUGGAGGCCCUGCAGGAGGUGGCCAUAAGAAUCAAGAACCUUUACCCUGACAAGACCAACCUGGAUUCUACCACUCCCCUCAAGCUGCAGGAGCUGCUUAGAAACAGUAAUCUGCCGAAUGAAUUCCUGCUUCCCUUUGACCCCCGGAUCAAAGCCGGGAGGAUCCUGAUGGACAAUUGCAAAGUGAUGGCCAGCAAGAAGAAACCUCUGUGGUUGGAGUUUUCCCCCAUGCCUUCACCCUCCUCCUCCACUCCUGUGGGCAUCAUCUUCAAAGAGGGGGACGACCUCCGGCAGGACAUGCUGGUCAUUCAGACGCUGGUGGUGAUGGACUCCAUCUGGCAGGAGGAAUCCCUGGACCUCAAUCUCAUCCCGUAUGGAUGCAUCGCGACAGGACACAACAUCGGCAUGAUUGAAAUCGUGAGAAAUGCUGUGACUCUGGCUGCGAUCCAGAAGAGCUUCGGAGGAUCCGCUGGAGCCUUCAAGAACAACGCUCUGUUUGAGUGGCUCAAGUCCAAGUGUCCCCUCCAAGAAAUACACUAUAAGACAGUGGAGCGCUUUGUGAAGUCCUGUGCUGGGUACUGUGUAGCCAUGUAUGUUCUGGGUAUCGGAGAUCGACACAACGACAACAUCAUGAUCACAGACCAAGGGAAUCUGUUUCACAUCGACUUUGGUCACAUUCUGGGAAACAGAAAGCUGUUCUGGGGUAUGAAGAGGGAGCGCGUGCCGUUCGUCCUCACUCCUGACUUCCUGUACGUCAUGGGCCGAGUUAAGAGUCACAACAGCCUCUACUUUAAUAGAUUUGUGGACACUUGCAUCCAAGCGUACCUCCUGCUGCGCCCCCAUGCCCAGCUGCUGGUCACUCUCUUCUCGCUCAUGCUGCUCACGGGCAUCCCGGAGCUCAGCACGGCGGAGGACAUGCGUUACCUGAAGCAGGUGCUCCAGCAGGAGCAGAGCGAGGCCGAGGCCAAGGAGCACUUCCUGCAGCAGAUCUCUGAGUGUCAGAAACAGGGCUGGACCGUGCAGACCAACUGGUGGAUCCACAUGGUGGCAGGUAUAAGAUAGACCCCCCCA